AUGGCUCGCCUAAAUCCUCUUUCUUUCACCCCAGGCCCAGUCAUUUUCUUCACAUGUGCAGUGUACAUCGCUCUCUUUGCUGCCCUGCUAACGGUUCAUCUGCGGGUACCCGAUUACCCAUCCAAGACACCAGAUGGGGUGAAUUUGACGCAGGCCUGGAGCGACUUGGAGAAGAUCACUAGGCGAUUUCAUCCAUACAACAGUCACGCAAAUGAUGACGUCCGAGACUAUCUUCUCACGCGCGUCAAAAGCAUUAUCGCAUCGAAAAAGCUUGGAGGUGAUCAGGUUGAACUAAUAGAUGACAACGAGUCCAACGCUACAUUCUCAUCUGGCAGCACGACCGUCUACUUUGAGGGCACCAACAUUAUUGUGGCCAUCCGCGGAUCUGAAGACGAUGAGCCAUACCACUCACCACAGAGCUCCCCACCAGGAGAGCGACGAUUGGAUAAUGGCGGUGUGCUUGUUAAUGCUCACUACGAUUCCGUCAGCAGUGGCUAUGGAGCGACUGAUGAUGGCGUUGGCGUGGUCACCGUGUUGCAGCUCUUGUCCUACUUUACCGAAUCGAAGAAUUGGCCGAAGCGCACAGUGAUCUUGCUUUUGAACAAUGGCGAAGAGGACUUCCUGAACGGUGCUAAAGCUUUCAUGCGCCACCCAAUCUCGCAGAUCGCCCAUACUUUCGUCAAUCUCGAGGGUGCUGGAGCAGGCGGAAGGGCCACCAUGUUCAGGAGCACUGAUACUGAAGUCACUCGCUACUACAAGGCUUCGAGUCACCCAUUUGCAUCUGUUGUAAGCGGUGAUGGGUUCAAGAAGCGUUUGAUCCGAAGCGAGACCGACUACAAAGUCUUCUACGAGGAGCUAGGACUACGCGGCCUAGACAUUGCUUUCAUGGAGCCAAGAGCACGUUAUCACACUGUCGAGGAUUCGACACGCGAGACUUCGCUCAAUUCGGUUUGGCACAUGUUGUCUGCAGCUAUCGCCACGACUUCAGGUCUCGCAUCCGACACUAGCGAGCAGUUCAGCGGUAGCGAGGACGAGCACGAACCAUAUACCGGCAAAGUGAAAACUGGACAUGGCACCGAUGCAGUUUGGUUUGACCUAUUCGGCAAGGUGUUCGUCGUUUUCCAGCUACAUACCAUGUUCGCAUUGUGCGUGACUCUUCUGGUCGUUGCACCUCUAUUUCUCAUUGGCCUCACCUUCGGAUUGUCGAAAGCUGACAAGAACUAUUUGUUUGCACGAAAAGCAUACAUGUACUCAUCUGACGAUGACCAUCCUGUUCAUCUGUAUGGCUGGAGGGGAUUCUUCCGCUUCCCAAUCGUCUUUUCCAUCGCCACCGCUGUGGUCGUUGGACUGGCAUACCUUAUGGUCCGGUUGAAUCCACUGAUCUUGUACAGCAGCCCUUAUGCUGUGUGGAGUAUGAUGCUUUCUGCAUGGUUCUCCGUUGCAUGGUUCUUCUCCCGUGGCGCCAGCGCCAUGCGGCCCUCUGCGCUUCAGCGCAUGUACGCUCUCAUCUGGUUAUUUGCUGGGUCUUUUGCCCUUCUAGCUUUCGUCACCGUGCUAUCCAACAACUACCAGGUUGCUGGUGGCUACUUCGCGCUGUUUUACUUUGCGGGCAUUUUCCUCGCACUUGUCUUGUCAUAUCUAGAGCUGUUCUUCGCACCAACCAAAACAGCGUUCGCCCGCUACUCUGCCCAGGGAGACGAGCCCGUUAGCCGCCCGCUGACAGGCACGACAACCGCCGCGCGUUCUGAAGAACCACCAAUCGCGGACGAUGACGCAACGGAAACAACCUCACUUCUUCGGGGCGACCGACGGAGCUUUGCACGACACAGCGGCCGGCGAGACUCUAUCGACGAUGAAAAUGGCAACCGAGACGAAGAGCCCGUUCAACUCGACCUGAAGCAACCCUAUCCCGGCGAACAAGAUUGGAGCGGCAAAUUGCCUGGCUGGCUCUGGCUUCUCCAGCUUUUGCUCGUGGCGCCGAUCGUGGUCAUCCUUGUUGGGCAGAUCGCCCUACUUCUGACAUCCGCGCUGCACCAGACACCUGCGGAUGGCAACUCGAGCCUAUUCGUCUAUUUGGCGUUCGCGCUGCUAACGACGCUUCUGCUAGCACCAAUAGGACCCUUCAUACAUCGGUUCACCUGGCACGUACCAACCUUUGUCUUCCUCGUCUGCGUCGCAACUGUCAUAUACAAUCUCGUCGCAUUCCCUUUCAGCAGGGAACAUCGCUUGAAAGUGUACUUCGUCCAGCAGGUGGACCUCGCCACGGGGAAUAACAGAGUAUCCUUGACAGGUGUCGAUGGAUACGUCCAGCGCAUUGUUGCAGAUCUGCCCAGCGCACAGGGCGAGCAGAUCAACUGCACAACUCCAGAAGCUGCAAACCGCAAGGAACUUAUGACGUGCACUUGGCCAGGAUUGCCUGCCCAGGUAGUGACCCGGGCCAGUCGCUUCAGUAACAAAACUGACACAGAUGGGUGGCUUGACUUUUCAAUCACCACAAGCAACAAGACGAACGAAGCCACCAUCAGUGUCGCAGGUCAGAACACGCGAGCCUGUCGCAUUGUGGUCGACUCACACCACUCUGGGGUCACGAAUGUGACGGUUGCCGGCGCCGUUUCAGAUCCCCGCUUUAAAGCCGUCGGCGAAACGGGAUCCCGGGAAAUACGCCUAUGGCACCGAGAGUGGAGCCAUCCCUGGAACGUUAGCGUGACAUGGCCUAGGGAGAAUUCGAAGCCUUCUGGAAGAAUAAUUUGUCUAUGGUCGGACGCAAAUGCGGGCGACAUCCCUGCAUUUGACGAGGUCCAACAUUAUCUGCCCGUGUGGGCGAUCCCGUCGAAGAUCAGUGACGGCCUUGUCGAAGGCUUUAAGUAUUUCCAGGUGUGA
Molecule: messenger RNA, 2880 nt
Organism: Parastagonospora nodorum SN15
Lineage: Eukaryota; Fungi; Ascomycota; Dothideomycetes; Pleosporales; Phaeosphaeriaceae
Exons: 3
Coding region: 1-2880 (959 amino acids)
Biological process (GO): proteolysis
Molecular function (GO): metalloexopeptidase activity
Source: RefSeq, a predicted model, not a curated record